This is a messenger RNA of Xyrichtys novacula (pearly razorfish), 19003 nucleotides long. Lineage: Eukaryota; Metazoa; Chordata; Actinopteri; Labriformes; Labridae. The record is from the annotation of a GenBank genome assembly.
GUCAUUUCAGUGUCUUGUGCGCAUGUGCAGAUCGUCUGAGCGUUGCUGUGCAGGGAGCUCCCUUGGUUCAUUCACAGAUCUUUGGUGCAGCAACGCAGCAGCGCGGUGAGAAAGGGCGCUUGAGUGUAAUCAGCGGCAGCAGCAGCGACCCAGCAGAAAUGUCGGAAAGUGGGAGUCAGGAACCCGCCGGUGCCGCGGUCCCCAGCAACGGCAGCGGCAGCCCGACCAAACGGGCUCCCGUACCGUCCGUCGGCAACAGGGUGACCGUGGUGCUCGGGGCUCAGUGGGGCGACGAGGGGAAAGGAAAAGUUGUGGAUCUCCUGGCACAAGACGCGGAUAUGGUGUGCAGAUGUCAGGUUGGUUAGCCCAUCACGCUGCAUUCACUGGUCCCGCGUUCACUACAGGUUAAGCUAGUUAGUGGAAACGCUGCAGCUAGGUAACAGCGGCUCGUGAGCUCACACGAGUCAACUAUCCAUGACAGCCUCGCGGCUAUUUGUUAGCUGUCCGACAUCUCGGUGUGUUGAAUCAAGUGUUUUUGCUAAAGUCACCUUGAAUUUCUGCUAGCUGCUUAGCUCCUCGUCAGAGACAUUUAUUGAUGAUUUGUCUCCCGUCGCGUGCACAUGACAAGGAAACGUCAACAGCCAAACAGAGUGGGCAGGUGACCAUCACCUCAGAGCCGGCUGGGCGUCUCGAGGCGCCGUCAGUGCUCCAAAGACACACCGUUAAAGUCAUGAACAGGAGUGAAGGUCCUAGCAGCAGGUUAGGAGUCAUAACUGAUGAAUUUAAUGACAGUAGAGAGGUGAUGGUAGUGUUUUAUUGUCAUAUCUAGGGGUUGUGGUUAUUGUAGUUUCCUGUUUGUGGUGCUUUUUUCUUGGACUGGAGCACAACGAUUAAAUUGUUUUAGCUGAACUGAAUGAACAGGAAAUGUCUGCAAAUUCCCUGAUGUCAAAUAUGACAACAUGGGAUAUGCAGUAUUUCAGGUUUUUGUGUAUCUUUUCAUUCAUCUGCUCAUGGAUUUUGUGUUUUCUUGCAAACUUGUGUUGUCCAGAUCCAGCACAGAUAGGGGAGAGUGGGGUAAGUUGAGCCAAAGGGUAAGUUGAGCCACCCCCUGUUGCUUUGAAAUGGUAAAAGAAAUUGGUCAUGUGACCAAAUAUUUAGGAGAUGGGCAUCAAUUCAUGGAGUCUGUGAAGGUUGAAGGCACACGGGUGACAGGGUUAGACAUUAAUUAAAAACAAAAAAAAAACAUUUUUCACUCUUGAAAGUAAAUUUAUGUUGUGUUCACGCCUAAAGGUCCGUUUCCUGAUUCGAAUCCAAGGCAAGAUGAUACAUAUGUGUCGAUUGUUUAACUGGUCAGGUUUGCGUUCACAAAGGUUAAACUCAACUGCUCCAGAAAACGGAACCAGAAGUCACAAAUAUUGUUCGGUUAUUGCUCAUGUGUUUAUGCAGGAAUACAAACGCCAACCUUCUGUCUUCGCCUGUCAUGGAGCAUCGUCGGCUGAUUUUGCUUUUGCUACUCAUCUGGAGCACGUAUCUAAAGACGCUAGUCGAUCGUGUGUAUGAACGGCUUGUUAGCCAGCGAGCGCGAACUGCGGCAUUAAUUAAUACAUUCCGGAGUAAACGUGCUGCAAACAACAGACAGAUAGAGACGAGACGGCGACAUGCAUCAAUGAGAGCCUACCACGAUUCCUGUGAUUGGUGUGGAUGACGUUCACACCAGAAAUGAUCCACUCCAGAUUUUACUUGAUAGCGGUCCGAGACCACCUCUUCAGGCGGACCAAAACUAUGAUUGCUUUGAUGUAGUGAUCCGAAAUACGAAAAAUGGCUCAUCUUACCCCACUCUCCCCUACAGAUAUACCAAACACUGGCUCAGCUGAUACAAAACAGUGAAUACCAGACUUUUCUUAGGUAAAAAGCAACAAAUCAUAGCCUACAAAUGUAGCUGAAACUUAUUGAGUGCCAGGCUUGAGGGGUGCUGUGUAGAAGUUGAGUUGAGUCCAGGUCAGCCCCAGGAUAGUACUUUGUGUUGAAUUUGCAUGCACUGUGUUUUGCACAACAGGUGGAUAGAGACUCUAGAAUGUCAUGAGUGGUUGUGUCUCUUAAACCACUUCUAUUACAAGAACGCUCAAGUCCUGCCAGCCAACAGAAGACACGUACAAUGUAGUCCUGGUCUUUAGUGUAACCGUGUGAGCUGUGCAGUUGGUGAACCUGUCUGUCUGGACCUGAAACACUGAUGUGUUUUGGUAUCAGUGAUUGUCUGGGCAACAGAACAAUUCAGAAGUUAAGUUUGGCUGAGUGUAAGGAGUACAGUAUUGUGGAGAGGUGUACUUCCUGCUUCUGUGGAAAACACUUCAAACCUUUGCAGCUCAUAGUAGUGUUUGUUGACAGUUUUCCUGCCCUGGAGCACGAAGCAAAAAAUUCUCCGUACUCAGGAAAUACAGCAGAUCUGCACUAAUGUAAAGGGGCAGAGAAAGAAAACUGAGAUGCUGUAGUAUAACUUCCUCUUAUUUUAAGGUCUGAGGAAUCUUGGCUGUGCAGUAUUCUGUUAAAUCUACUCCUCUGGGGGAAAUGUCCAAAGUUUAUCACUGUUAUUGACAUACAAUUUAACCUAAUCCUCUUUCCUGAUAGUUUGACUGCCUGGCUCAAAAUUACAUCAGGCUGAUGGAUCAAAAAGUCAAUUGAAUUGAUGAGUCCAAAGAAAUAAACCAAGUCUUUUCCCAGCAUCAAACACUGUCAUAUUUCAGGUAUUUAAGACCGAUGGUUUGCUUUCUCUAAAUGCUAGAAAAUUUUGCUUUCAGAUCUUGUUCAAGCUCUGUCGAGUUCAGGUGUCCUUUGGGUGUUUGUCCCGAUAACAAGUUGACAUAACAGGGAUUCUUCUGACCCUCUGAGUGUUGCUCCUGCAGUCCUGCCAUGGCAGGACACGUGUAAAAAUAAACCCCUCUCUGGCAGUGGUCCUCCUGCACCACGUCCCCUGCAUACAUUAUGUUGGGUGUGGGUGUGUUCGUGUGUGUGUGGGUGUGGGUGUGUGUUGAAAUGCUGAGCAGAUAGUGUUGAUCUUAUUUUUAAAAAAGCCUCGCCAGCAGUCUGUCUGGUGUUCCUAGAAGUCACGCUGGGGGUUAAGCGAAAGGGAAGAAGGGUGUGUAGCUGAGAGUUGUACUACCAGUUAACCAUCUAAUGACUGAUAACAGUCUUUAUGGUGUAUUGUGUUUUGGCGUGAUUAUUUUAUGUUUCCUGGGAGAAAUGACCCAGAUAAAGUUCCAGUCAUCUGUACUGAUAAAAAAUGAACAAAAGUUGUUGCUGCCUGUUAAGUUACAGUUAAUAAUUCAGUUGGAAGGGUGAUUUAGAGCCAGCUCUGCUGUUUUAAAUCAGAUGUCUUACACGUUUAAUGAGUUAUAGAGUCCAGGACUAAAGAAAUCCAAGAACCAGUUUAGGUUGAAGAAAAAAGUGAUAAACUCUCUGAUGUUGUUAGGUUUACUGAAGUAAAAAUGCAAGAAAUAGUUCUGGUCUGUACAUUCAUAGCGCGAAAAAAAAAAUCAUUUUGUACCAGCUCUCAAGGCUUACUAUGUCUUUAUUCUGGUUGGAGAUUACAGUAAUAUCUGCGAGGGACUAAAGACCUCGAAAACUGGAGCUCACCAAGAAGCACAUCACAUUUUCUGUCCGACAAAGUGACUUUAUGAGGAACUGAACUGGGCUCAUACUUUUGGUUUAGUCAAUCACUCGGUGUAUCUCAGCAUGAUCUCUUUGUUUAUGAUUUCAGUUUGACACACAAACCAAGCACAGAGUCACUGCACUUGCUUGGACUGGUAAAGAGAUGUUUACAGGGCUUGGUUUUGCUAACAGAAACUAUUGUGUUUUCUGGCCCCUCCUCUGGAAAUUUGACAGACGCAGAUCUAGUGUACAAAAUCUUUAAAUGGUCAUAUGCACCCUAUAUGUGGUUUAUGGAAGACACACCUGGGCAACUACAUCACCUACAGAUCCAACAAACAGAGGAGACUGACACAGGUACCCCUGGUUUCCUCUUGAACAGCCUUCAAAAGUAGCAGGUGGCUGGCUUUGACUCAAGACCUUUGACCGACUCAAGAGAUGGUGUCUUAACUCACCAUGGCACCUUACCGAUCAUAUACACAGCUAUUAAACACUUGCUGUGUCUUAUUCCAAAUUUUACUGUGAUACAAAAAAUGUCUGAUAAUUAUUUGUUCUUUUUCAGAUUCUUGCUGAAACCUUUUAAAAUAUUUAGCUGACAGUUUCAAUUACUGAUUUUUAGACUGAAGUGCUUUGGACUAAAACAUUUUCUGGUUCCAGCCUCUAAAUGAUAUGACUGUGAACUGAAAUCUAAUUUUCAUUUUAACAUAAUCUGAUUAGAAUUUGGCAAUAAGAGGUCAAGGUUCCUGAGAAUUCAUACUCAGAUUAUUAUGCUGUUACUCAAACUGCAAAUAAGAAGUUAUGAGGUCAAAAUGUUUUAUAACCAAAGGUCAGUAUGACCUACUCUAUAUUUUAUCACCCUGGUUUGGUUUCUGAAGAGCAACAUGCAGUGUAAUGACAGUGGAAAACAUUGUAGUAAGUGCUGACUCCAAAUCGAAACACCUGCACAGAGGUAGAGUCAAGGCAAUGGACUUUCAGCCUCGUAAACAGCCACAGCAUGACCCCUUACAACUCAAACUAGGGAUUGUCUUAGAUUUCGAGCCAGCCUCAAGUGGACACUUUAGGAACUACGUUUUUUGCGUUUUUUCCUUUUUUUUUUUUUUUAUUUCAUUUUUCAACACUUAAGAUUUCUGAUUGUUGUGUCACAUUAUUAUUAUUUUUUUCCAUAUUUCAUCGAUAAACUCACUUUUUAAUGAGUUGAAGAAAGAGUAGAGGCAGGUGAGGGCAUCUGUGAUCAGUUAUUGUAAGAGCCUGUGUUUUUUCUGUAUUGUACCUGUUCUUGCUGCAGUCUCAAGAGUCUACUGACAAUCACGUGAUCUUCUGAAAAAAGCUUAUGGUCUCACAUCCCUGUAGGGAUGUAGACCAACCUGUAUGUUUAUUAUAGGACUGCAAUCUAUAUUUUCUUCCUGAUUUUUCUUUAUUUAGACGGUCAGCUGGUUAGUUCGCCCAUCUUUGAAGACUAAAAGAUAUAUCAGCUGUAACAGAAUCUGAUGACUGCCCUUUCAAACCAAAGCAGUGGGUUGUUAGACCUGUUUUUAACCUCAGGUCAGGAGCAGGGUCACAGGUCCAGAUCAGGUAACACAUGUUGACUCAUUAGCACCAACAUUUACUUCAAGGAUUUUUUAGACUGUUACUUUAUUGUUAGUAAAGUAAAAGAUGAACCUUCAUCAGCGUACUUACCACAUCCCACUGUUUUAUAAUUUUUCUACAGUUCAUUUCAUUCAGGCCAAAUUUCCAAUAUCGAAUUCUCUUUAUCUUUGGAACUUCAUUUGCGUUAACUGAACUUCUCAAAAACAGAAAAGGUUAGAUUGAUAAAUAGAAGUAAAAGACUUGAUUGAAAUUAUACAAGAAAUAUUCCAUUUUAGGUACACAACAUUUCAGCAUCCACAGUACCAUGGCAAACUGAGAAGCAAAUACACCCAUGUUGAAUUUACAGUAUAAUUGUAUAUUGCACUAAAGACAUUGUGUAAUACACAAACAUGUACAGAAAAUACACAUAAUGUAUACACACAGUUAGCAAAAGAUUGUUUUUGCAAAUAUUUCCAGAGGCAUGGAAAGGAUCGUCAAUUUCCAGCAAAAUCCCUAAAUAAACCAUAUGUAAUUUUUGGUCAAUAUCGCUGACCUCGAGACUUGAUGUAUAAAUAUGAGACAAUAUUAAAAACAGCAGUAUUAAAAUGACAGCAGACAAAGAAUUAGUUUGUUCCCCUGGAUUUUAUUGGUUUAUCGUGGGUCUAUGUGGGAAUCAAUGCUAGUUUCUGCGGGGGGUGGCAUUGAAUCGUAAAUGCUUUAAAAGGAGAGGCAUCUACCUCCCCCCAUCUGUUCUGCUUCUCCACCUUCAGGGUGCUGCUGUGUCCAGGAAUAACCCUGUGUGGUUGAAGCACAUGUUGGGCUUGAUUUAUACCCAAAGGCCACAGCAUUAGGAACAUAUUGUCGUGUCAGGAUGGACCAGAGUUCAAUUUGCACCUCAGGAAGUGAGAAUGAUGUUUUCUUUCCUGUCACAGCCAAUGUUAUCAUGCUGUUUUACGUCAAAGCAGCGAGGUAUAACCUCUUUAGCAGUGGGGCAUAAAGCAGAGAAGAGUGACACAGGUUGUGUUUGUGAUGUCUUCACGAACAGAACUCAUGGCCUCAUUUUUCUUCUUUUAAAUCAUGUGAUAGUCAGAACUCGAGGCCCAAGUUCACAGAUAUUGCCUUCUCUUAUUCCUUACACAUUAAAUAAUGUCCAUUUUGAUCAACCAAUCAGAGUAGCUGGAUUCUGUGCAGGACUUCUUUGCUUAUAGAUAAUAAAUCUGGUUGUUUAUUCUUUUCUAUCCUAAUUAAGAUGCAACCCCAAUUUCAAAACAAAUGGUUUUCUUGUUAAUAAAGAUUGAUUAAAAGGUUUUUCAUGUCCAUGGCAAAGAUAGCUUACACACUUUGGAUACUUGCUGCUUUGUCAGGAAAGACCCUGCAUAUUUUAGUAGAAGCAAAUGCCACACCACACACGCUACAACCAUAUAAAACACAUAUUUUGCAUGUGUUAGAACAGCACAGCCCCACAGCAGAAGAGUCAGAGUGUUAAACAGACCUGCCUCUAAGAUCAGGAGAAAAUGGGACAUAUCUCAUUUUUAAAACUCCAGAAACUAAAUUUUUUAGGCUUCAAAUGUUUACAAAGCAUUAAAAAAAAGAUGUGAUGAAGCAUAUUUUCUUAAAGCAAUCAAGAUUUUCAACUUUUGCAUUUAAUUUGUUGUCUUUGUGAUGCUUUUAAUCAAAGAUCAGGUGGAUAUGAUUUGCAAACUGUCAAAUCCUGUUUUUGUUAUUUUACACAGAAUCACAAUAUUUUGGUUUUUAGAACCCCAAUGCAUGAAAGUUGAGCUGCUGGGUUACAUGUUCACAUAAACCAUUUAUGGGUAAAUGUCAGCUGAUUUCAUCGAUGAACAAUAUAGCUGUGGGGUAUUCCUGUGAUGAAACAUGCAAAAUACCUCACGUGCAAAAAAUGACGUUCUUGAAAACUGGGUGAGUCAGACUUUUACUACUUGUACAAACAAGCCUCACAGGAAGAAAAAAAAGUUUCAAGUAGUCCCAUCUACUGCCUGGGCUUUGAUUUGUUUUUGACCUAUCUAAUUGUUGCACAGGCUGGUUUUUAAAGCAACAAACCUAUACGUACGUUAAUCUUCCAGCUGAAUAUCUGUUGUGUUGUGUGGAAGUUUUUGGGAGCAGCAUGAGUUGACAGUACAUGGUUUUGAGUACAGGGACUUGAAGAGUAUUUACAUAUUAUAUAAUCCACAGUAUCAACAAUCUGUUGAACAUGUUUAUUGCUGACAGAUUUGUCUGUGAGUUUACUCUCCUGUCCCCUCUUCCACGGUGAGCGAGAGUCUCUAAGCAACAGCACACAUACUAACACAAAGUAGCCGGUGGUUUAUGUACAAUGCUUGUUGCUACUCGCCAAACUAUUCGGCCAGCCUUCCAGCUCUGACUUUGUUUGUCUCACUUUGUCUGUUUGACUCUGUCUUGUCUCUGCAGGGCGGCAACAACGCAGGACACACAGUAGUGGUAGACUCAGUGGAGUACGACUUUCACCUCCUCCCCAGCGGCAUCAUCAACCCUAAGGUCACCGCCUUCAUUGGUGUGUACAGCACACGGAUAUAUGCACACAAAAGUACUCAGUGUCAUGCUUUUUACUGUUUGUGCAAUCAAAUUUGACACACACACACACACACUCUUUACUCAGACAUAAUCACGUACAGACACUCAUUUCAAGGCCAAGCUUUGCUAUAUUCUUGAUGAACUGAUCGGAUCUGCUAUUAGCUUGGCAUUCAUCAUCCCUGGAGUAACAGCCCCCAUUCUGAAGACUGCUACAGUGAGUGUGAUCAGCUUGACAUAAAGCCAGACUGCGGGCCAUAUCCACUUCUCUGCAGUAAUUUCAUUAGCUGAUGGUGUUGCCACGCCCUUCAAAUCUCCCAACAUGACACCCAUAUAUGUACGGGUGCAUUAUCUCUGUCGAUAUAUGAUCAAGUCUUCACUUACUUCCAUCUUUGAUGCAUUAUUUUCAUGCUCAGUCUGUGCAGCUUAAGGAUGUAAUGGAUUCCCUCUCUAUGUGGUGGAUGUGCUGUUUGUGUAGCCUGUUGUCUGCAUCAGAGCAUUUGGUCUGUACAUUAUAGACGAUGUCAGCAUCCAUCUGUGCAUUAGCAUGGACCUGCAACAGAUGACAACACAAUGUGCUGAUAGUACGACCACUCUGGAUUCACAGAUCGCUGACACAUUCAAGUCCUUCAUGAUAUACAGUAAUAUCAUCCUCCUCACAUACUUCUACAAGGAGUCAUGUUGGUCUGUCGGCUUGUUCACUCCUUUGGUAUGGACUCAAAUAUCUCACCAGCAGUUGCAUAGAGUGGGACAGCAGUCAUGGUUCAAAGAGGAUGCAUCCUACCAAACUUUUUCCCUUUCCGCCACAUGAGGUCUGAGGUCAUGAGGUUACCUGCUGCAUAGUUUUUGUGUGACAAAAUAGCAUACAGAUCAUUUUAAUUCCUAGUGUUUUACUGUUGAAUCUUCUUGGACUCAGUAGAGUAGUGUUUUUGUUUACUUUACUGUGACUCCACUCACCAAGGGGAGAAGUACGUUCACGGCCUCCAGCACUGGUCGCAAAUCUGUGUUUAUGUCUUUCCCGUUUUUGAGCCAGAAAUGGUUUGUAUCUGUAUCCCCCACAUUUAUCCCUCCAGUGGUAUUGAGAGUGUUUUUUGUUUACCAUUUCACUUUUUUUUUUCAACUCACAUUUUGUCAAAGCUGUGACCUCAUACCUCCUCCAGCCAUCGCAGUUUAUUUUAAAAGAUAAUAAGAAGCAACUGUAUAAUCUUUCAUGGGAACAUGUGUGUUUUAGGCCAGCUCUGUUAGACGUUACACCCUUUUUAUAUCAUAUAUUGUAUUAAAUAUCACAUCACAAUAUCAUAUACUGAAUCACUUUUCCUAGAAGCUCUCAGACAGGAUCUAAACUGUCCCUCAAUUAUCGAUCUUUAAUAAAUUUAGUAAUAUAUUCAGCCUUUAAUUCUGACUUCAUUGUUUUCUUUUCUAUGUAAAUAACCUUUAGCAAUGCAUCCGCUGUCAGUACAAAUGUGAGUUGUCAUUGCAUACACAGAAUUAAUACAUCAUAUUAUUAAUAAUAUCAUAUUGUGGCCCAAGUAUUGUGAUAAUAUUGUAUCAUGGGGCCAUCAGUGAUUCCCACCCUUAAUCCCUACUUAUGGACUUAAGGUGCAACUAAGAAAAAACAAGUUUACUCAGGGUUUCCCCCACUGAUGAUUUCUAUUAUUAAUAUUUGAAGAGGCAGCCCAGCUUUAAAUGAAGUGUACUCUAGUACACUCAGGUUAGAGGUAGAACAGCAGGACAAAGUCUAGAAAUACAGUGAGUUGAGAGUUGGGAGUGGCAUGCCAGAAGUCCCAGUCCAAUGAAGUUCAACCACCAGGCCAAACAAUGGUCCUGCACUUCACUUUUAUGUCCUUAAAUCUGUUCACGUUUUCCCAAAAUCAAGACCCUCCAUGAGAUCUCAGAUGAAUCCAACAGACCUUGAAAUAGAAAGAAGGAUUUAAAACAUUCAAAAAGUCACAUUAAAUGAGAUAAAACAAAUUCUCAUGCGAAAAUAUAAAUUCAGUGAAGGAAACCUGGGCCUUUUCAAAUCUAGAUUGAAAACGUAUUUAUUUAUGCUGGCUUUUAUUACCCAGUAGCGGGGUGACACUUUAUUUUAUUUCAUUGUAUCUUACUCUUUUUUUAUUGCUUUUAUUGUUUUUAUUGUUUUUAUUUAUUCGUUUUUAUUUACUAUGUAUUGUAAAGCACUUUGGUUCACCGAAAGGGUUGUUUUAAAGGGCUGUAUAAAUAAAGAACAUUUACAAGAAAGUAUCACGCAUUGGUAGAAUUCAACUCUGUGGAACAAUCCUUUAUCUGCUUAAUUUGACUUUUCUUUUUCCUUUCUCUUUUUUAGGCAACGGUGUAGUGAUCCACCUACCAGGCCUGUUUGACGAGGCAGAAAAGAACCAACGCAAAGGAAAUGGUAAGGAACCCACAGCUGUGUGAGUGUACACACAGUAUUAGACAAGUCUUUAAUAUUAUGUUGGGAUUUGGAGUGUAAUUGUAUGUGUGUAUCUGUAGGUCUCAAAGACUGGGAUAAGAGGUUGAUCAUCUCAGACAGAGCACAUAUCGGUAAGUUUGAUUUUUUAAUUAUUUUUUUUCCAUGGAUGAAUGUUUGAAUGAAUGGACGCAAAAUAGUAUGUUUGAGCCCUGCUUUCUCUGAGGUGUGUGAGUGUGUGUGUCCCCUCUCUCCCUCCUCCACAGUGUUUGACUUCCACCAAGCAGUUGAUGACAUUCAGGAACAGCAGAGGCAAGAUCAAGCAGGCAAGAAGUAAGAAACCUGUCGCUUGAAAACAGCUGCUGCUACACACACACACACACACACACACACACAUAACACGUACACCCAUACUUGCACGUCCACAUUUUACCUCUGUCUGACAUCCACUAAGAGGUCAGAGGUCAAUCAGACAGGAAGCCACGAAGACUGGUUCGACUGGAAGGUUUCUACUUAAAGGCCUUUUUACUUUGAAACACUCUACAAAGGAGCCGAUGUUUAAUGCAGUCUAUAUUUAGUACACUUGUCAAUCAUUUCCAUCGACUGCAAAAACAAUACAGUUUGGUGUUGGUGCAUUUGGCCCUGUAAAUGCUCACCUGGGUUAGCCAAGCUGCACACCAUUGAUUUGUGCCCUGCAAAGGUAAAAACGAGGCUCUUAGGCUUGUAGAGUAGAGAGGAGGUGGCUUCAAUGGUGGAGGCAAAGCUUUUCCAACAGCAGCAGCAUUGGUGUAGCAGGGAUCAGUGUGAAGAAAGACAUGUUGAAAUGGACCGUCUUUUGUGAGAAUGGGCUGUGAUUGGUUUGUGAGUGACUGAUAGCAAUGAUUCACUCAGCAGCCUGUUGGCCUUAUUACAACCAGGGGUAGCAUGACUUCCAUGUCCUGCAUGAACUGAUGCCAAGCUUCAUUUAGCCAACGUAUCAAAACACCCAUUGUUUUUGUAAUCACAUGAAUAUCUACAUUCUUCCACAAUUUCAGCAUUGCUACUAAAAAGCAAUAUACUCAUUAAACCUCUAAGAUAAAUCAUUCUGAAGGCAUCCUAGAGGAAAACUUAUCCAACUUUUCGUUCAAGCAAAUUCAUCAAAUCGAGGCCUUUUUUUUCCCUCCAUCCCUCCACACUUUUCUUGUAACCCCUCUAAAGACCCUGAUGCACUGAUUGUGAACCACUGUGCUAAACUACCUGCAUACAUAUGACAUUAAGUAGUUCUUUGAAUGUCUGAAUUAUUCAUUUUAACAGAUUUUUUGAUAAUGUUUCUCCAUCGAGGAUCCAUGUCCUUAAAUAGGAACAAGUCUACAGUAGUUUCACUUUCUCACUUGUGCGUGUCUGUAGGCUGGUACUGAUGAUUAUAUAGUGUCCAUAAAGGUUAUCUGGCUUUUCCUUCUUUCACUUUGCAUGUAGGGUAAAUAAAACUUGCUGUACUAAACAUUCAAUAGACCGAGUUUGAACUCAUACGUAUUAUGUGUGUGUGUGUGUGUGUGUGUGUGUGUGUGUGUGUGUGUGUGUGUGUGUGUGUGUGUGUGUGUGUGUGUGUGUGUGUGUGUGUGUGUGUGUCAUGGGACAAUGGUUACUCAGUUACACUGAGUUUGAGCAGUUCCUCUCUUAUACUUUGGCUUGUAUGAAAAGUUCCAGAUGAUACGCAGUGUGAUGAUUUUUAGUGCGCUCUAACAUUUAUAAUACCCUGAAACAUGACCAAGCAUCAGCUCUGCUAUCUCCAGAUGAGAUGUGACUGUCCUUUGUUUGAUUACAUUAUAAAAAUGUAAUCAAAAAUGUAGCUCUUUGUUACUGGCAAUCUACUUUUAACGCCAAGUUUUACAUGACUGUGAUAUGAGUAAGAUGCCAGAUGAAAAGGCGGUCAGAGUUGACUGGCCUGAUGAACUUUGAACAUGUAAAAGUUAAGCUGUUGUCACACGCUAAUGCUGCUUCUGUUUUUCUCCUCUGUCUCUCCUCACCUGGCCUCACCCAGUCUCGGGACGACAAAGAAAGGGAUUGGACCUGUGUACUCCGCCAAAGCAGCACGCAGCGGUCUCAGGAUAUGUGACCUGUUGGCCGACUUCACCAAGUUCUCUGAAAGGUCUAUGAAACAUCUCUUUGGAGUUUAAGAGUUUUUCCCCCAUAUUGACCAGAAAACGAAGAUCUAAGGUGUCCAUCAAACAGAAAUCACACACCUGAAUUGAAAAAGUGCAAAAAACUAAAAAGUUCAAGUAAAGAUCCUGAUGAUAUGAAUAAUUAUCAGGCAUCAAAGUCCUUCCUAUCAGUUUAGGACACUCUGACACCAUUAUAAACCAUUGUAAAAAUAUUUUAUAACUUCCUCUAAGUCUUUGCAGACUUAACUUUUCUUCUGUUGCAAUGAAUGCAAGGUGAACGUGUCAACUCCACAAAGUUAUUCACAAAUAUGCACCUGCAUAAACUUGAAGUUUUUUGCCUCAGCACUUAACACAGUCUAAAUGUUAUUCCUGUGAUUGUUGCUGUUUCAUGGCUCUGGAACUACCAUGUUGAAGCUUCACUCAGAGAAAACAUAGAUUUAAAGACAGAGUUUGGUGUCAUCAGCCUUCAUUCUCACAUUUUAUAACUAAUAAUAAGCAGAAUAUUCACUUAGUCCAUGACUUUAAAAAUAGCUUUUUCCUCCGGUGGCCUGGUUUGCCUGAUUGUCAUGGUUCUUUAGUGAAAAGAAGGAUUUUCACUGGGGCUGUUUUGUUCCAGAGUUUGCUUCCUGAGGCUCCCUCUUGUCUGAGGCUGGUGGCUGAUAAAGGACAUUGAAUCCCUUAUGCACAUAAAAAAAAUCGAAAAAUGUGUUGCUGCUGAGCCUCUUUAUUUUUACAGUGUACUAAAGUGCAAAAUAACUUUGAACAUAGUCAUAUGAGCCUUGUUGCUGGAUUAAAUAACUGUGAGAGUACAUCAGACCAAGACUGAUCAUUGUUGCUCUUAACAGGUAUAAAGUGUUGGCCCAGCAGUACAAGUCUAUAUACCCGACCCUGGAGAUCGACAAAGAGGGAGAGCUGGUCAAAUUAAAGGUAAUGAGAUCAAACAGAAGGAUGUUUCUCAAACGUUAAAGUGGCCUCUUUGUGGUAACAGUUUGACUUUUAGGACUAUGUGGAGCGGAUCAAGCCCAUGGUGAGAGACGGGGUGCACUACAUGUACGAGGCCCUGCAUGGACCUCCUAAAAAGAUCCUGGUAGAAGGAGCCAACGCUGCACUGCUGGACAUAGACUUUGGUAAGUAGAUCGCUGUGUGUACAUGUGUGAGCAUGCAUUUGCAUAGCCAUUGAGCACUCCUUACUUUUAACUUGCUUGGUUGUGUAUAUUUCCCAACAGUCUCUUCAUUAAUCAAGUGUUUGUGCUCAAAUGUAACCUGAGAAUGAAUGUUGUUUCUAACUGCUAAGCACUGUUGAGUGCAUUUACAGUGACCCAGUGAAGUUUCCCUGAGAUACUUAAGAUUUGUGAUGCUCUUUACAAAAGCCUGCUCGGAGCUCAGACUAGAGACAACGGUAAGUUUACUAACUCCUAAGGUGCUCUGGCAUCCAGGCUUGAUGUGCACGCUCACAGUUGAACCACCUAAUGCCACCUGACUGUGCAUGAGCACCAUGGCAUCCUAUAUCAGCAGUAAGUCAGUCAGCUGACCAGAGAGAGAGUAAUCGUUGAACCCAGAAAUAGUCUUUGAAAGUUGAUGUUUUAAAAGAAUAAUAUCUUCACUUAUAGACACAACAGUCAUGCUUGUCUUGUAGAUAUGAUAGUAUGUUAUUGUAAUAAUGCAGACAAUGAUGUAUGGCUUUAAGUAGACUGAAUGACCUUCAUGGUUCGAUGUUGGUUAUUGACCAAACACUGUGUGCCAUUCUUGUGGUAUCAGGGCAUAGUGUCCUUCUCGCUGAUAGUGUAGGAAUACAAACACUCAAUCUGACCAGAUAUAUCUAUACUCAAUAAGGAAGGGUGGAACAUGCAUUAAGCCGUCACUUUAGACAAAUCAUUUAACAGUAACCUCAAACAUGAAAGGCGUCAGUAGCUGCGUUUCCAUUACAUUUUUUCGCAAAAUAAAAGCGAUGUUUAUCAAAUUUCGACAAAGUACAAUUGCGAUUUGCGGGUGUUUCCAUUGAAUGGUGUUCAGUGCAUAAGCGAGCCGUCUGCCUCUCGCGAGCCGUGUUUAAAUGGCCGUUGCCUAGCAACGAGGUAAACUUCCUGCCCGUGCGACCUCGUAUUCCUAAAGCCUUUUUGCACACCAACAUGGACGAGACACAAAACAUUUUGCGUUUUGGAGCAGCUAUUUCUGUGACCAUUACUGCUGUUGCCGCUGCUGUCAUCAGAAGACGAAGGCAGCGGGUGAUAAUUCAAAGGCAAAGCCCGUAUGUAUGGGAGCGGACACGGAUGAGCGAUUUCUGGGAGAGGAUCGUUAAUGAGGAAUUCACAGACGAAUUGUGGAUUCAAAACUUCAGAAAAAUACAAAUACAAUUCAAAACUUCAGAAAUAACUCCGUCUCCUCCCCCGUCCACAUAUACCGUGCCAUCUACGCUUGAAAUGAACUGGUCACUUGACCCGCUACGUCACGUCCGGUGACAGAGAAUUGCGAGAAAAGUGUUUCCAUUACACUUUUGCGAUAUACUUCUAUAUCGACACUUCUGAAAAACCACCUCAUGAGAGCGUAAAAACUCUUUAGCGAUAUUUGGGAGGUUUUUCGAAAUGUAGGUGUUUCCAUUACCAGUUUUCUAUUGCGAUAUUUACGUUUUGCGCAAAUCUAUGGGUAAUGGAAACGCAGCUAGUGAAAGGUGUCAGUGUGAAGUUAAAGAACACUUAAACAGGACACACUCUCCUGUUGGACACGCUCGCUGCUGUAGGCUCUCUUGUGCUUUAGUUACAUAACAGUCUCGCUGAACACUGGGACUAUUGGCAUGUGGGCAGCCUCCAGAGUUUUAGUGUUGAAACUUAAUCCCUUUUAAAUGCCAAGAAGUUGAAACACUGGUCUGAGGUGCACUAUCUUUUGAAUAUCUGAAGAAGAGCUGAUUUAUUGUUUCUUUUGGUCAUCACCUGAGGGAAAUCUUUGAGAAUGCUUUGUUUAAAAUGCACACCAGUACGACAGCUUGACUUAGCUGUAUUUGUUUUAAGAAAUAUUCGACAGACAAAAGGAUUCAUGAAGGCUGUUGGCCUCGAGCCAAACUCAGUCUCAGCUGGAUUUUUAGUGACCUUUUAUGAACUUAAGUGACCAUGCAGGUUUUUUCAAGGUAACAUGCUAUCAGGUGUAGUGUCUGGUGGUUAAAGGAAGAAGCAGCACGAGGUUGUUCAGAAGGUUUUGAUUUAGAUUAGUAUUAUCUAGACUUGAAUUCCCUCUGUUCUGGCUAUCUGCGAUUGAGGGUUACAGCUCACUUUUACUCUGUUUUUUUAAAUUUGGAUUGGAUCAACCUUGUCAAACAACAUCCUUUCAAACUUAAGUAUAUGUACUUUUCUUUAGAAGUGUUACUUUGAUGCAAGUUACUAUUUUUUUUAUCUUGCCUGAGUAAAGCCCUUUCAUUGGAUCAGCACAAUCAUGAUCUCAGGGUCAAAGUUAUCCCAACCCUACUUAGAAGUUUCAGAAUAUAAAUUCAAAAUUGCGUAACCUGAUCAUAUCCAAUUCAGUAAUCCCUUACACAUAUUUUCAAUAUUUGUCCCAUUCUCAUAGUUUUAUGCCAGUCAGUUUACCUUUGUACAACUAAGCUCCGGUUCUCAGCCUUAGACGUGAGGUGAUCAAGAGAGGUGUACACCCGAGUUCUACUGUAUGGUCAACAAGACAUCUGAUACUUUAUCCUCAUUUGGCUUCACACUAACCGAUCUAGCAGUUGGAGAUGCAGCUAAAGCUCUGCUGCACGGCUUAUAGAGGCAAUUAAAUUGGUUUUUAGAGCACUCUGAUUAGUGAAUACCUUUAUUUACCCAACUUGCAUCAAAAUAUAACUUUUCUGUGCCAAAACUAUGAAAACUCUGCUACACGUAAUUAAGAUUUAGUGUGAUUGACACUUGGAUUCUGUCUUGAAUCCAUCCUGAAACAUCCAAUAAAGUUCCUGUGAUUUGAGUGACAACAAACUUCAAUAGCUUGUUUUAGGAGAGUGACAUUUUUGAGUUUAUUUUGUAUUCAAGUAGUGAGUACAACCUAAACAAGAGCCAGCUGGAAUAUUUUGACUGGUGCUGAUUUUAUUCUAACGUCAGUGUCAGACUUUGAAAACAUUGUCCACUCUUCAUAUUCUUGCAGGAACAUAUCCAUUCGUGACGUCAUCCAACUGCACGGUGGGAGGAGUUUGUACAGGUCUUGGUAUGCCGCCCCAGAACGUUGGCGAGGUCUUUGGUGUUGUGAAAGCGUACACGACCAGAGUGGGCAUCGGAGCUUUCCCCUCAGAACAGAGCAAUGUAAGAGCUGACCUAGGCCGACACUCUCCUAACAAUAUAGAUUUACACCAAGUUACAGCAGCUGUCAUCAAAAUUAAUAUGUUUGCAAUGGAUGCAGGGCUUUACAUGUCAUGAAAACUUUAGAGGAGGGUCAGUAAAAGUAGCUUAUUUUCCAACAGCACCCCCUUCAGGGCAAUAACACACACUGCCACCACUGACCACCUGUAAUUAACUUACUGUCAUGAUCAUCUGGUAAACUUUAGGAGAUUGGAGAGCUCCUUCAGACUCGGGGGAAGGAGGUGGGAGUGACCACAGGCAGGAAGAGGCGAUGUGGCUGGCUGGAUCUGGUGCUUAUUAAAUAUGCACACAUGAUAAACGGCUUCACAGCGUGAGUUCACCUUGAUUCAUAGGUUUCAACUUCUCUGAACUUGUCAUUUUUACAAGACUGUGAGAAAAAAGAUUUUGUUCACUUAUUUAUUCAAUAUUUAUGUAUGUAUUUUUUUUAUAAUAUGAUAUUAUGUUAUAUUUAUUUUUAUUUACUUUCCAGAAAGGAACUGUCUGAGUCAACUUUUUCAUAACCUUUGUGUCCUCUAUGUCUUGUCUCAGUUUAGCGCUUACCAAACUGGACAUACUUGACGUGUUGGCAGAGAUUAAAGUGGGAGUAGCAUACAAAGUCAACAACCAAACUAUACCUCACUUUCCAGGUGAGCCGACACAGACAUUUAAAGUUGAAUUUAAAUGCCAAGAAUCAGGAGCAAAGUCUCGGUGUACUGUAGUGUCAGGCCAGACUGAUCAGAGCUAAAUAUCGCAUCUGCUCCCAGGCUCGCUUCACCUUCACCUAUUUAUAGUGAAAUCCAUUUUAAGAUGCAGACAUUGAUUGCAGUCCCUGAAAAGCAACAUGAUGUUAUAUUGCCCGCUUCCCGCAAUACCCAGUCUCCUUUGUCUUAUUGAUUUUGUGACAGCCAAUCAGGAGGUACUGCAGCGUGUGGAAGUCCAGUAUGAGACACUGCCGGGAUGGAAGAGUGACACUUCAGCCGCGAGGAGUUUUGAGGAGCUGCCUGAGAAUGCUCAGAAAUAUGUUCGUUACGUCGAGGAGCAUGUGGGAGUGCCUGGUAUGACCCCUAUGUGAACACAGUGAUUGAUAUGAAGUUAACGUUUAGAUGACAGGACCACAGUUUGAACACUCUCUAACAAAAUUUGAUGGUUUGUAAAUCAUUUAAAGCUUUUAUCUAUCUGAAAACAGCUCAGUCAAAUGUAGAAAUUAAAAAAAAUUGUAUUAAGGAUAUUUUCAUUUUAUAUUGAUGCCAGCAACAUAUUUCAAAAAAGUAAUCACGGGUACAGCAAAACAUUAAUCAGGUUUUCUAAUGCGUUUAUGUGUGACCUGCAAAGGCCACUAACUUCUGUGGGUUCAGGCCAUAAAAGAUGAAUUUUCGAUGGUCUGAUGAAACACAAAUAUCCAUCCACCUUCUACUUAAACAUGUCUUUGUUUCUUCAGUCAAAUGGAUCGGUGUGGGAAAGUCUCGGGAGUCCAUGAUCCAGCUCUUCUAGACGAUGGCAGGUGCAGCAAAGAAGAUGCACCACAGCGAAUCAACUGUACCCUUCGUACCCUCCCCAUCACACACACAGCCGACCUACCUGUCUGAUGUGUCUGUCCGAGACAUGACCGCCAUAACUGUUUUCAUGCUGAACUGUCAUAUCAUCAGACUGUCCCGUGUUACAGAACGGACCUCUAUGGAUCAGACUCACAUCAGACUGACCUCCCUAUAUGAAUGUUUCUCAGCAUCUGGGUUGGAUUUUUAAUAGUUUUAAACUGCAGAUAUCAGCUUCAAGAUCAACCGCUUCUCAAAUUGGUUCCUGUUUUUAUUAUAGCCAUUUGUCAGAGACACGCAGGGCAGCACACUGCUGUCAGGUUUGAGAGGGGACUUGAGGAAAUGGACUCAACAUAACCAGAUUAACACACAGGGUCGUUGCCAACAGGAGCUGUCCACGGAUGUAAACUUUGGUCAUGUGUAAUUUUUGUCAAUCUUUUCUGUGUUUUAAAUGCGCUGUUUCAGUCUGGUGUUAAAUCAAUUUUAAAAAAAAAACGUUGAACCUCUGCACUUUAGAUGCUUUGGACUGUAUCUGUUUUAUGUUUUGUUUGGACAGGUUUACAUCACAUCCUGACAUGAUAAAGGGAUACUUUAAUACUUUUUAUGUGCCUUUUUUUGUUUUGUCGUUUUAGGAGUUUAAGAUUAUUAUAUCACCUUCGAGUUAAUCAAGAGAAUAACUGUUUAAAGUUUGUGUAAAUUGUGACUGCUCCCAACAAAUUCUGCUGAUGUGAUAUGGGUGCUCCCCUUCCUGUAAGUGUGAGGACUUCAAUUAGCAGGUAAGUGUUUUUCACCAGAGGAUCUGGUCAAGCUUAUGAAAAUAAAUUCAGAAGGCCUGCAUAUAACAACUCUACACAAAAA